AUGCCAAGUCUCUCCAACUCUCCCCUCGACCUCUUCAUCUCCCGAGCGGAGUACUACGCCAUCCUCGGCCGCGACAAGCUCGAUUCGUUCGUCAGGGAGCACUACAUCUUUGUUGCUGUCCAGCUCGUCGUCCUCUCGUCCUUCUUCUUCUGGUCCCUCCAGCAAGCAUAUCCAAUCGAAGCCCCGCACCGCACCGCCGACAUGGACGUCCAAGCCAAAGCCGCCGACCUCGCCGUCAAAGCCGCCGAUGCGACCGUCUCCGCUCCUGCAGGCGACCAGAAGGAGCUUGACCCGCCCAAGGACACGCCUUUCUCAACGGAGGAGCUGGCAAAGUAUGACGGGAAGGACGAGAACACGCCUAUCUACGUUGCGAUCAAGGGGCGGAUCUACGAUGUCUCGGCCAAGCGGGACAUGUACGGGCCUGGCUGCGGCUACCAUGUUUUUGUCGGCAAGGAUGCGUCUCGCGCGCUCGGCAAGUCGUCGCUCAAGCCAGAGGAUGCGGUGGCGGACUGGUCGGUGCUGAACGAUGACGAGAAGAAGGUUCUUGACGAUUGGGAAAAGUACUUCCAGAAGCGCUACAACAUCGUCGGGCGCGUCUCGCAGUAG
This is a messenger RNA of Rhodotorula toruloides NP11, 606 nucleotides long. RefSeq names its product cytochrome b5. The transcript has 6 exons. NCBI's taxonomy places the organism in Eukaryota, Fungi, Basidiomycota, Microbotryomycetes, Sporidiobolales, Sporidiobolaceae. The record is from RefSeq and is a predicted model, not a curated record. The coding region runs from base 1 to 606 and encodes 201 amino acids. Gene Ontology annotation, cellular component: endomembrane system; membrane.